Messenger RNA from Argiope bruennichi, 861 nucleotides. RefSeq names its product inhibitory POU protein-like. Gene Ontology annotation, biological process: regulation of transcription by RNA polymerase II. The transcript has a single exon. Lineage: Eukaryota; Metazoa; Arthropoda; Arachnida; Araneae; Araneidae. The record is from RefSeq and is a predicted model, not a curated record. Gene Ontology annotation, molecular function: DNA-binding transcription factor activity, RNA polymerase II-specific; RNA polymerase II cis-regulatory region sequence-specific DNA binding. Bases 1 to 861 code for a protein of 286 amino acids.
AUGUUCCCAACUUUGGAAGACAAUCUUCUCUCUCGACAACCAGACGCUCUUGCCAAACACAUCCCCGGUAAUGGACAUGCUUCUGGUUCUGUUCAUCUGAAGCACGAGAUGAUAUACGGUCCCCAUCCUAGCAUGAACGCCACACACCCAGCCCACAUGGACUCCAUAGAAUUAAUGGAACCUCUAUGUUCUCCCUCUCUGCCACCAUUACCGUCCGAAACCAACAAUGGACAGAUGAGAAGUACGUUCUAUUCACAUUCUAUGACCAACAUGCCUCCACAGCAAACUAUCCAUAGCCACAGUAUCCACCAUAAUCACCACCCUUAUAGAGGAGGGUUGCCUACGCAUACAUUCGAAAGGAUCCAGAACGACGAUGUGGACCCUCGUGAUCUCGAGGCCUUUGCUGAACGCUUCAAGCAGCGUCGCAUAAAGCUUGGAGUGACUCAAGCCGAUGUCGGCAGAGCUCUAGUUCACCUGAAACUCCCUGGUGUAGGUACUUUGUCCCAGAGUACCAUCUGUAGAUUCGAGUCCCUCACUUUGUCCAGGAAUAAUAUGCUGGCCUUAAAACCUGUCCUACAGUCAUGGCUGGAAGCGGCUGAGUGCCAGGCCAGAGGUAAGAAGAGAGACACACCAUUUGUGUUGCCACCAGCUGAUAGGAAAAGGAAAAGAACAUCCAUCGCGGCACUCGAAAAACGUUCUCUAGAGGCUUACUUUGCAGUGCAACAAAGGCCGAGUGGGGACAAGAUAGCUUCCAUUGCCGAAAAAUUGGACCUUAAAAAGAGUGUCGUCAGAGUGUGGUUCUGCAAUCAGAGACAGAAACAAAAAAGAAUGAAAUACUCGGCAAGUCAAAACAUCAACUGA